Messenger RNA from Lineus longissimus, 4194 nucleotides. Its product is annotated as neprilysin-1-like. The record is from RefSeq and is a predicted model, not a curated record. The transcript is spliced from 18 exons. Bases 153 to 2480 code for a protein of 775 amino acids. Gene Ontology annotation, biological process: protein processing. Gene Ontology annotation, molecular function: metalloendopeptidase activity. Lineage: Eukaryota; Metazoa; Nemertea; Pilidiophora; Heteronemertea; Lineidae. Gene Ontology annotation, cellular component: plasma membrane.
UCAACGUCCAACAGGGUUGACGUCGUUAAGCAUUCUGAUGGGUCGCAAGUCGGAUGUUAUGAACAACAGGAUAUAGCCUUCCAUUAAACAAAAACAUCGCAACAAGUAUCGUGGAUAUUGGAUCGACGUCUCACCACUUUUUAUCAGACGCCAUGCGGAAGGGUAUGCAGGACUGUAACGGUGGCACGGAGCUUCACCCCUUAGACACGAAAACGGACAACUCCGAGGUUAAAAUGAUUCAGAAUAACAACAGACUCUUACACGGCGGACCGGCAGAAAAUGGCGGACCAAAAGUGCGCGUUCAGAAACAUAAAACAUUCACUCGACGGCGGACGAAGAUGGAACUUUAUCUCAUCGCGUUGUGCGUGCUGCUGUUUUUAGCGUGUGUUAGUUUCAUCAUCAUAGCAUUUACACGGGAUCAGCAAAACAGAUCACAAGGUGCUUCGUCCGAUAUUUGUUUAACAGAGCAUUGUGUAAGAACAGCUGCACAACUCAUGGAUGCCAUGGACCCGACGGCCGACCCGUGUGACAAUUUCUUUCAGUAUGCGUGCGGAGGAUGGAAUAGAAAAAAUGUCGUCCCCGAGGAUAAGUCCAGUUUUAACACGUUUGAAAAGUUACACGAUGAUCUUCAGGUUACAUUGAAAGCUUUAUUAGAAGAGCCGAAAAUCAAAUUUGAUUCGGAUGCAACAUAUAAAGCCAAGAUCUUGUAUGCUUCAUGUAUUAAUAACACACAGAUUGAAGAGAUCGGUGAUCAGCCAUUAAAGGAUGUCCUGCUAAGCGUUGGAGGGUGGCCCGUAGUGCAGGGUGAUUGGGACGAAUCCAAGUUUCACCUUGAGGCGAUGCUGACGAAACUGAGGAAGGAAUAUAACGCGCCGAUAUUUAUCGAGUCGUUUGUCGCGGCCGAUGACAAGAAUUCCACUGUUCGCAUUCUCCAAAUAGACCAAGCUGGGCUCGGUUUUCCAAGCCGUGAUUACUUCUUGGAGACGAAGCGGUCUGAUCAUGUCGAGGCUUAUGUAAAAUAUAUGACGAGUGUCGCGGUGCUGCUGGGAGCGGACAAAGCCAGGGCCGACAGGGAAUUUGCCGAGAUGUUGAAAUUCGAGACGGAACUUGCCAACAUCACCAUGACACAGACUGAAAAACAAGAUACUGGGGCCCUCUAUAUGAAGAUGACAUUAAGAGAACUGCAGCAGAAGGUCCCGGAGAUCCAAUGGCUCUACUACUUCAAUGGCUUAGUCGAGGAAGAACUCGAUGAAAAUGAGAAAGUCGUCCUCUUUGCGCUGAAGUAUUUCAAGAAGUUGGGAAAACUCCUGAAGUCCACACCAAAAAGGACUUUAGCCAACUACCUGCUCUGGCGAGUGACCAUGGGUUUUGCCCCUGAGCUCACGGAACCAUACCAGCUCGUUAAGAACCAGUACAUAAAAGUCCUACAGGGUGUAUCUAGGGACAAAGUUCGCUGGCAGAAAUGCGUUGAAUUCGUCAACGAGAGAAUGGGGAUGGCCGUCGGUGCGAUGUUCCUCCGAGAUAACUUCAAGAAGGAGAGCAAGGUCGUUGCCUUGGAGAUGAUCAGCGACAUUAGGGACGCUUUCAAUGAAAUCCUCUUUGAAGCCGAUUGGAUGGAUGAUGAAACCAAGAUGGUUGCUAAGGAAAAGGCUGAUGCUAUGAAUGAGAGAAUCGGUUACCCGGACUUUAUCACAGAUCCCGUCGAGCUUGACAAGACAUAUGAAAAGCUUAGUGUGGAGGUUGAUCAUUACUUCAAGAACAUCCUCGCCGUUGAGAAAUACGACGCUGAGCGGAACACUGCCAAGUUGAGGAAGCCUGUGGAAAAAGGAAAAUGGGAACAAGACCCAGCCGUCGUAAACGCCUUCUACAACCCCAAUGCAAAUGACAUCAUGUUCCCUGCAGGGAUCCUCCAGCCCUUGUUCUACAGCCAGUACUUCCCCAAGUCGUUGAAUUACGGUGGGAUAGGCGUUGUGAUCGGGCAUGAGAUUACGCAUGGUUUUGAUGACAAAGGGCGACAGUAUGACAAAAACGGCAACCUCCGUCAGUGGUGGAACAACGAAACGAUCGAAGCAUUUAGAAAGAGGGCCGAGUGCAUCGUUGAUCAGUACUCUCAGUUCACCAUAGAGCCAUUUGGUUUAAAGAUGAAUGGACGCAUUACGCAGGGAGAAAACAUUGCUGAUAAUGGUGGUCUUAAAGAAGCAUUCAGGGCGUAUAAAAAGUGGGUUAGUUUACACGGGAUGGAGCCCUUACUACCUGGAAUCAAGUUGUCUCAUAAUCAACUAUUCUUUCUAAACUAUGCACAGAUCUGGUGUGGAAAUAUGCGAGGACAGGAGGCCCUCCAUAAGAUCAGGACGUCUGUUCACAGUCCAGGACAAUUGAGGGCGAUCGGCCCGUUAUCCAAUUCUGACGAGUUUGCCGAUGCCUACAGCUGCCCCAAGGGUAGUAAGAUGAAUCCAGUCAGGAAGUGUUCAGUUUGGUAAACGAUUUGAGCAGGAUUGCGAUUGCAGGUUAUUUCCAUGACAUAACUAAUGGUGGAGUGUCUUCAGGCUGGUUGGCCCAAUCCAGAAGGUGGACUGAAUUCAGGGAAGGUGUCAAAGUUGCUAGCAGAACAUGGUUAUCCGGGUGGUCUGUCAGACUCUAUCAUGAGUAUAUACAAUGUACAGCAAAACUGCCAAAUUUUUGCGAGCGUUUUAUUUUUCAUGAAUUUUGCAAAUAACUGAGAUUUCCAAAAAAAUUGCGAAAAUGUAUUUUUUGAUUAGAAAAAGUGAAAGAACAUUUGUAGCAGCCAAAAUAAAAAUUGUAAAAAUUUGAUUUUGACAGAAAUUUUCGGAAAUUGAAAAGGAAUUUUUGCAGCUUACAGUACAGUAGAACCUCUCUUUAAAGGACACCCAUCGGUACUAGCAAGUGCUGUCCUUUAUAGAGAGGUGUCCUGAUGAGAGAGGUCCAAUUGAAUUGAAACAACCAAUUUGGGACCAUCACUAGUGUCCUUACUAGAGAGGUUGUCCUUAAUAUAGAGGUGUCCACUAAAGGAGGUUCACUAGUACUUCGUUUUCCAAAUUUAAUUUGUUUUCCCAAACAGGCGAGGGUUUGCCAAUUUGAGACAAAUUAAAAGGUAAACAUGUCUGUUAUUGCCCCGUUAAUGGGAAAGGCCCCCUACUCCAUUUAAUAAUCAUAAUCAUAAUUUAAUAACGGUUACAUUGAAUAGGACAGAGGCAAUAAUCACAAUGUAAAUAAAUUGGAUUAUCAUAAUUAAAAACUGGUCUAGUCGGUGUAUUUAUAUGACGGCAGUCUUGUCCAUCAUCGAUUAGAAAAAUAUUUUGUAUCUGACUCAGCAGGCAUUGAUGAAUCAUAGGCUAAAGGUGAUCCUAAACAGCAUCCAGCCAUUCAAAAUCUUCAUAGGAGGAUAAUACCACUUCUUGCCACCAUGCACCGCCACUAGUAGUAUCAUACUACUGUAACUUCAACAUGUUAUCAGUUGCACCCCCCCCCCCCCCCCCCUACAAAAAAAGCUUUAUGGUAAUGACAUGAACACUAUGAAGUCAGUAUAAAAUAUCAAGUGCCUAUAUUCACGUUAUCAAGCACAAAUAUAUUGUGGGUCAUGUAUGUGUCGUGAUUAUUAUGACUGUGUUGUAGUACUUAUAUUUAUAAUACAAUAUAGCUUAAAGGCCUAUGCCAAUCGUUAAAAAUUUGAAAUUGAAUCUGAAAAUUUUGAAUUGUGUAGAAUGUCAAUUUCAACAUUGUCGUUGUGAAACCUGGCAUACAAAUACUGUAAGAAAAAUAUAAUGAAUGGGAAUGCCUUUAACAUGAUAUGCCUUUUUUAAUCAAAAUGCACCGUCAAACAAAAAUCUUCGAAAUAUUAAUAAUAUAUAUUACUUUAUUGGUGUUAAUAGCAGGUGUUUUUUUUGAUUCGGUUGCUAAAAAUUAUAUUAGGGACUGUUUAAGAGUGCUUCUCAUUUUCUGUUUUGACUGUCACAGAGUUUAUGUGUAGUCAAUGACAAUACUGGAAUGAGUCGAAAAGUGUACCAGUUAUGAGACGGUAGAAUGUUUUUGUUCAUUUUUGGAUGCAUCCCUGAAUCGUCUUGGAACCUCUGUUGCUCUGUAUUAGUGCGGUAUUGAGGCUUUGACCUUUAUCAUUUCUGUUACAUUUUGAAAAGAUAAGAUGUAAAAUUAGAGUUUUGAGGAUAUUGUUAUAAA